Messenger RNA from Leguminivora glycinivorella, 3011 nucleotides. RefSeq names its product inositol polyphosphate multikinase (gene Ipk2). The transcript is spliced from 7 exons. The record is from RefSeq and is a predicted model, not a curated record. Gene Ontology annotation, biological process: inositol phosphate biosynthetic process. Lineage: Eukaryota; Metazoa; Arthropoda; Insecta; Lepidoptera; Tortricidae. Gene Ontology annotation, molecular function: inositol tetrakisphosphate kinase activity; inositol-1,4,5-trisphosphate 3-kinase activity. The coding region runs from base 272 to 1576 and encodes 434 amino acids. Gene Ontology annotation, cellular component: cytoplasm; nucleus.
GUCAGAGGCUGAAGUGUCGUUCUGAAUUACAUGUUAUGAGUAACGUUUUCCUUAUACGGGUUUUUUAGCUACUGCUAAUUACAUUUAAACGUGUUGGUUGUGUGAAGUGAUGACUUUAAUUGGUAGAAUUUAGCAAAUUAAGUGACAAGUGUUUUUUUUGCCAGAUUUCUGAAUUAGAAUAGCGAUUGCAUAAUUUCUUGCACCUUGAUAGAUAACAGGUGCAAGUAUCAAUAUUUAUAAUUUUGGAGAGAUAUUAUUAGUAUCGAGCUAAAUGAGUGAUGUCACUACCAGGAAGCCCCAAACGCUGCGGCGCGUGCGCUCCAUAUACCAGGUGCACUACGGGCUGCCCAAGAUUGAGCGAGAGACGGCCAGGCCCCUCGUCAUGCCGUUCGACUCGGUAGAAAUACAGGCGUAUGAGAAGCAAGUUGCUGGGCAUAGAGAGAGUUCAGAUGCUAGGUUCCUAGGUCUCCUACAAUGCAACAACGGCACCAUCCUCAAACCCAUCAUCAAGGAAAGCCAGCGGCGCGAGGUAGACUUCUACCAGCGACUGUCCACAACCACAGACCCCGACCUGAUGGAGCUGCGGUCUCUCGUACCGAAGUACUUUGGCUGCCGCCGGUUCACGUACAACACUCAUGAGCAGGAGUAUAUUAUAUUGGAAGAUGUGGUGCAGAGAAUGUUGGAGCCUUGUAUUAUGGAUGUCAAAAUUGGCAGAAGAACAUGGGACCGCCUAGCCACAGAAGAGAAGAUACAGAAGGAACAGAGCAAGUACAAGCUGUGUAAAGAAGAGUACGGGUUCUGCAUACCCGGGUUCCAGGUGUACCGGCUGUCGACCGGCAAACUGCUGAGGUAUAACAAGGACUAUGGGAAGCGGUUACACGGACAGGCGGUUAAAGAUGCCAUCCGUAACUUCCUAAACGGUGUCGGCACCAACCUCUGCCGCGCGCUGCUCCUCCAGUUCCUCACAACACUAUGGAAGAUACAGAAAUGGGCGUCAAGACAGACGUCAGUCAAGAUAUACUCGUGUUCGUUGCUCCUGGCUUAUGAUGCUACCAAGCUGAGAGACUGCUGUGGAGAGGGGGAUGUUCUCACGCCCAAACCAAAAUGCCGCUCCGAGUGUGUGGGUCGCCGCAAGUCCAUACAUUCCAUGCACAGCGAUUCCGGGUCCAACUUCAGCGGACAGAUCUCCUCCAAGGGACCCGUCUAUAAAAAGGUGAACUCCGUGCCCCUCACCUCCAUGCACCUCGCGCAGAGCAGCUUCUCCCCCCCACCCGCGCCCCCCGCGUCCCCCUGGAGCGCGGCGCUGGACAAGCUGCACCACAACCACUCCUUCCACCACAACUACGAGGACAAGCUGUCCAAGAUCAAGAUGAACUACAGAGCAACACUAGACCAACUCUCCAGUGACUCCCCCAACCCUUCGCAGUGGGGGACGGUGAAAAUAAUUGACUUCGCGCACGCUUUCUUUAAUGAGGAGGAUGAUAAUACGGUGGAUGAAAAUUUUAGGGACGGUAUUGACAGUUUUGUGGAGAUUUUUGAGGCGUUUUUGAAGGAGACUGAUGAUCAAGUGUUUUAAAUCCUUUGUUCUUUCGACUACUACUAUGAAGACAAGCUGUCCAAAGUAAAGAUGAACUAUAGAGCCAUACUAGACCAACUCUCCAGUGACUCCCCCAACCCUACGCAGUGGGGGACGGUGAAAAUUAUAGAUUUCGCGCAUGCUUUCUUUAAUGAAGAGGAUGAUGAUACGGUGGAUGAAAAUUUUAGGGACAGUAUUGACAGUUUUGUGGAGAUUUUUGAGGCGUUUCUGAAGGAGACUGAUGAUCAAGUGUUUUAAAUCCUUUGUUCUUUCGACUACUACUAUGAAGACAAGCUGUCCAAAAUAAAGAUGAACUAUAGAGCCAUACUAGACCAGUUAUCUAGUAAUUCUCCCAACCCUACGCAGUGGGGGACGGUGAAAAUAAUUGACUUCGCGCAUGCUUUAUUUAAUGAGGAGGAUGAAAAUACGGUGGAUGAAAAUUUUAGGGACGGUAUUGACAGUUUUGUUGAGAUUUUUGAGGCGUUUUUGAAGGAGACUGAUGAUCAAGUGUUUUAAAUCCUUUGUUCUUUUGACCACAAGUACAAAGACAAGACUUUCGAAGAUCAAGAUGAACUAUAGAGCGAUCUUAGACCAACUCUAGUGAUUCUCCUAACCCUACGCAAUGGGGGACGGUGAAAAUUAUAGAUUUUGCGUGCGUUUUCUUUAAAUGAGAAUUUUAGAGAUGGCAUUGUCAGUUUCGUGGAGAUUUUUGAGACAUUUUUGAAGGAGACUGAUGAUCAAGUAUUUUUAUGAAAACAAACUAUCCAAGAUCAAGAUGAACUGCUCCAACGAUUCUCCUAACCCUGCACCACUAUAAUAAAGAGUACUAUCGUACAAUAUGACCACUCCCGCUCCCCGCUGAAAGUGUCACCCACCCCCUCUCGGUUACCUCACAGUUACCGCCUGUCAAAGACGCGAACAGUCGACCUGUCAUAUCUCACCAAUAUAAGCAUAGUACGCGUUCACCUACACGGGCUUAGACUGUGUGCUAGGAACGCGCCUCUUUCAUAUAUUUGAUCGCCAGUGUCCGAGGUGUGCCUACACAGUGGGGGACGGUGUAAAUUAACUUUAAUGAAGAUGAGAAUACGGUGGAUGAAAACUUGAGGGAUGGUAUUGAGUUUUGUGAAAUUUUGGAAAUAAACUGACGAUCAAGGGUUUUAGACGGAUACACAAAGAACUACGUUUUGGAGUUCAGACUGCAUUCGGAUGUCUUUAAGGACCUAAAGGAUUAAUUUUGUCAUGACAUUUAAAGUCAUGAGCAGUCAUGAUAUGUCAUGAUUACAUGACUAUUGUAGAAUUCAUAAUUCUUGUGAUGUAAUGUGAGGUGUUACUGCGAAAACAUCACAGUCUUAAGUUAAACUUUUAAAUCAUUGUUAAAAUUGAUUUGUUGUAUUUAAGAAUGUUUAUUGUUUGAUUAUAAGGUUAUAAAUAAUAA